Acanthopagrus latus (yellowfin seabream) is the source of this 895-nucleotide messenger RNA. Its product is annotated as elastase-1-like. The record is from RefSeq and is a predicted model, not a curated record. The coding region runs from base 32 to 838 and encodes 268 amino acids. Gene Ontology annotation, biological process: proteolysis. The transcript is spliced from 8 exons. Gene Ontology annotation, molecular function: serine-type endopeptidase activity. Lineage: Eukaryota; Metazoa; Chordata; Actinopteri; Spariformes; Sparidae.
UUGAACUACCACUGCUCAUCACUGCUCCAUCAUGAUUGGGCUUGUGGCUUUCCUGUCCCUCGCUGGGCUGAUUUGUGCUGAGAAACCCUUCAACCAUAAUGUGCACAAUGAGAGGGUCAUAGGAGGAAGCAAUGCUCCACCCAACAAAUGGAAGUGGCAGAUUUCUCUCCAGCAGGAUGCAUACAAUGAUGGCAGCUACUACCACAUCUGUGGAGGCACUAUCAUUGAUAGUUACAACGUGAUGACUGCAGCCCACUGCAUCCUCAGCAUGGAUGCUAGUACCUAUCGUGUGGUGGCUGGUGAGUAUAACCUGUACGAGUAUGAUGGCAGUGAGCAGUUCAUCGGCGUGGACAGGAUCACUGUCCAUCCUGGCUGGACUGGUGACCUUGGCAACGGAAAUGACAUUGCCAUCAUGAGACUGUCUCAGCCUGUGUACGACAACGGCUACGUGGCUCUCGCUGAUCUUCCCUACCCUGGCGAGACAAUGCCUAAUGGCUUCACCUGUUACAUCACUGGCUGGGGACUUAUUGACUUCUACGGGACUGUCCCUGCCAUCCUGCAGGAGGCCGCCAUCCCUGUGGUGGCACAUUCAGUCUGCUCCCAGCCUAACUGGUGGGGCAGCCUUGCCAAGGAAACCAUGGUGUGUGCUGGAGGGGAUGGAGUCAUUUCAGGCUGCCAGGGCGACUCUGGAGGUCCCCUGAACUGUUACACCGGUGGAGCCUGGAGAGUCCAUGGUGUUGUCAGCUACGGUCCAGCAGGCAUGUGCAACCAAGUGAACAAACCCACCGUCUUCACCAGAGUCUCUUCCUUCCAAGACUGGAUCUAUUCAGUUUUGUAAACUCGUCCAAUCUGCCAAAUGGAACCAGUCAAAUAAAAUGACUAUGCAUCCCACUCA